This is a messenger RNA of Wyeomyia smithii (pitcher-plant mosquito), 3439 nucleotides long. RefSeq names its product peroxisomal ATPase PEX6 (gene Pex6). Gene Ontology annotation, biological process: protein import into peroxisome matrix. Bases 144 to 2669 code for a protein of 841 amino acids. The transcript is spliced from 4 exons. Gene Ontology annotation, molecular function: ATP binding; ATP hydrolysis activity. Gene Ontology annotation, cellular component: peroxisomal membrane; cytosol. Lineage: Eukaryota; Metazoa; Arthropoda; Insecta; Diptera; Culicidae. The record is from RefSeq and is a predicted model, not a curated record.
UCGUGUCUGAAUCCGACAGUUCUCGACACCGUAUCAGGUUUGUUUUUAUUCCGUUUUUGGAAGUCCAAAGUACUGCCGUAAUGAUAAGCUGGGUAGUCUAUCGAUAUUCUUAAGUGAAAAAGUAUUUUUAACGUAGCCAAAAAAUGCCCACAAAUGCAGACAACAAAACGGUUCGACUGUUGCUGUACUGCUGCCGCAUUCGAUUCCGACGAUAUCCGGCGUUCUACUUUCCGGUGUUUGUGUUUUUGCAGGUACUGCAAAAGCUGAGCUACAACCUAAAGCUUCGCUGUGUUUAUUUCCGAGUGCAGCCUAUGCCGAACUUGCUGUUCGAACAGUACCAGCAUGGCAAACUGGUUCAAUCGGAACAUACCUUGUUCGUUGGCCGUACCGUUUUCAAUCAGUACGUUGUGGAACGCGAAAUUAAUUGGAUCAAUCUGGUUGUGCGAACCGUUGGAGUAGGAGGCACAGGCAAUGUCCAGAGAAACACCGAUGGUGAUAAUGGACUGACGUCGAUGAUUUUGAACAGGCAACCCGUUUCGGUGCUGUUUCAGGUGAUGCCUCUAGAGGGCAACGUACCGGUGGCUCCUAAUGUAAUCUAUGUCAAGGAGAAUCUGUACUAUGAGUUAGCUGAGCGGUACAAGCUAGGAAUAAACGGUUUCGGUGGAAUGCUGCAAAGGCUACCAGAGCAACAACAUCUGCCUCAAGUGGCUAGCAAAGCGAACGUUUUCGUUUACAAUACACCGUACGAUAUGUCUACGGAUAUGAUGGAUUUUAUAAUGGGAAAAUACUUUGAAACUCCUCGCCUGUUGUACCGCAAUCACACCUAUCAGAUUGCACUGAAUGAACAGUUUCUGGGAAACACGUUCUACACGAAGAACUUUGCCAUUUUCGCUCACUUAAGGUCGUUGUACUUUAAAUGCCUGAACUUGGAAUCUACGGGUAAUAGUUUCGAGUUGUACGGGAUCGUUUGCAAAAGCUUAACAAGCUUGCAUCAAACAACCACUUUCAAUAAUUUUGUACCUCGUCAACGGCUAGAAGAUAGCUUUCAUCUUCCGAUUUGUCCAUUUGGGUUGGGAAAAUAUCAUAACGAGUUGACGGCCUCGUUGACGGCAUAUCUGAAACAGGAAAGCAAUGCCCUAAUAGACAAUGAAAUCUAUCCAGUGUUCAUGCUAAAGGGAGAACGAGGAAUCGGAAAAUCCAGCGUCCUUCGAUCGGUCGCACAAUCGCUGGGUAUCCAAAUUUUCUACGCAGAUUGUAGUGACAUCAUGACGUCGAUUUCGUCACAAACCGAAAGUAAACUGGUUUCCGCUUUGAAUCGAUCCAAGCUCUGCGAGCCGUUGAUAAUUGCAUUGCACAAUUUCGAAAUUUUCGGCAUCGAUAACGAAGGUCACGAAGAUUUGCGAAUUUUGGCCACUUUUCAGGCAGAACUGCAUACACUUUUCAGCCGGAAAUACUCUUAUCCGGUUGUGAUCAUAGCGCUAGCCAAUGAAAAAAACUCCGAGAAGCAUAGGUUGAAUAGUUUGUUUCUGGAUGUGAUCGGAUUUCAGUCUCCCACGGCUGAGGAACGAUAUCAACUGUUGCGGUGGAUAGCAGCUCGAGAUGAUCCGAAGAACAUGCUGCCUCUGGCUCAAUUGAAAAAAAUUGCCGAACAAACGCAAGGCUUCAUCUUUGGAGAUUUGAAGUUACUUCAUGUGAAAGCGCUUCAACUCGUGGCAUCGGAGCGGUUGAACUAUGACCACUUCGAGAAAGCACUGGAAGAAAUGCAGGUUUCCUUUUCGGACAGUUUGGGAGCCCCUAAGGUGCCGAAAGUUUUGUGGUCUGAAAUCGGUGGCUUGGCUAAGCUGAAAACGGAAAUACAGAACAGUAUCGGACUACCGUUGCGUCACAAGAAACUGAUGGGAAAAAAUUUACGCCGCUCCGGAAUCCUACUGUACGGUCCACCGGGUACGGGAAAAACACUUAUCGCCAAAGCGGUAGCCACAGAGUGCAAUUUGAGUUUCCUAUCCGUGCAGGGUCCCGAGCUGCUGAAUAUGUACGUCGGUCAGAGUGAGCGGAAUGUGAGAGAAGUGUUUUCCAGAGCGCGUUCGGCGGCUCCUUGCGUACUGUUCCUGGACGAGCUGGAUUCGUUGGCUCCCAAUCGCGGCGUGUCGGGCGAUUCCGGCGGUGUAAUGGACCGGGUGGUUUCGCAGAUGCUCAGCGAAAUGGACGGAAUCUGCAAGGGAACUGAUCCUAGUCAGCAAAUCUUUGUUUUGGCCGCGACAAACCGGCCAGAUUUGAUCGAUCCAGCUCUCUUACGACCGGGUCGCUUCGAUAAGUUGCUGUACGUUGGCCCAAGUGUAACGAUCGAGGACAAGGAAAGCGUUCUGCAAGCCAUCACCAACCGAUUCCAUUUGGCUAACGAUCUGACGCUAAGAAAAAUCGCCGAAGGUCUCAAACUAGAUAUGACCGGAGCGGAUUUGUACUCAAUUUGCUCGAAUGCGUGGUUGAGUGCGGUUCGACGUGCGAUUCGGCGUGCCAGCAAAGACGAAAACAGUGACGACGGGAUCGGACCGGAACAUGUGAUAGUUAAUGAAAGCGACUUUAAGGCAGCCAUGAAAAAGUUCAUCCCCUCGAUCAACCCAGCUGAUAUGGAGUAUUUUACAAGAUUAAGAACUAACUACAGCGUGUGACUUAAGUGGUGCAGAGUUGAGUGCGUACUGGAAUAUGCGAGUUAUUUUUUCGGGUAUAAAAAAGUUUUUUUGGUGUACAGAAGAUUGUUGAUGGUUAUUUUUUAAACAUAUGUGUUCUGUAAGCGUAGCGGCAAAUAUUUGUUAGGUCUUUUUGAAAAAUACAAAGGUAAGCAAAAAAUUGUGCUCCUUCCCAUCUGCUCCAAAAUAAAAUGUAGAAACAGAAUGGCAUGUUUGGUUGACGUCGAAAAGUUUCGUCGAAAAAUUUUAGGUUCAAUUCGGACAACUGGGUCGGCACGUUUUUUUGAAAGUUUUCUUUGUCAAAGAUGACUAGAACAAGAUACCUGACUCUUGUAGAAUUCAUCGGACAUGAUUGUCGCUGCACGUGAGCAAAAGUCGAACUAAUUUAUACACUGUUAAUAUGAUGUAAACUUAACGUCAAAAUCAACUGACGACAACACCAAGACCUGACUGCUGAAAGGUGAAACAAUUUUUUCAGUAUCCAUGUGGACGACUGUACGGUGCUGCCAUCCGAAGAAUGAUAAUAAUGUGUACGAAUGUUUAGUUUUCAAACAUGAAACUUUCCGGAAGAAUCAAGAAUUGUCGGCGCAUCAUUUAAAAUAAAGCGUACCAUCAGAACUUCCUGAUAACCGCUAUGAGCACGCUCCACAGCCAAGUUUUCCACUCUUGCCAAGGUAAAUAAAGCAAAAUUCGGGUGCCCCGGUGAACCUGACCAUAUGCACAACGGUUCUGAAACCUGGCUUGCGACAAAU